AUGUCGUCCUCUCUCGCUGUGGUUGCCCUCGGAGCCCUCGUCCAGUCGGGACUGGGUCUUGCCGCAAAAGUUCCUUCUACGGCCCAGGUCGUUGACUGGAAGAGCUUCAACGUUCUCGAGAACGUUCUCCCCCCCGCCGAGGCCAAUGAUUCGACUACCUUUAUUUGGCCUGGUGUGACUGAAAAGUCUCUCCUGGAGAAGCCCUUCCACAUUUACGACGAUGAGUUCCUCGACGUCAUUGGCUCUGAUCCGUCGUUGACCCUCAUCGCUACCUCUGACACGGAUCCCAUCUUCCACGAGGCUGUCGUCUGGCAUGCCCCUAAGGAUGAAGUCUUCUUCGUUCAGAACGCCGGCGCCCCUGCUGCGGGUACUGGUUUGAACAAAUCUUCCAUCAUCCAGAAGAUCUCCCUCAAGGAGGCUGAGGCUGUGCGCAAGGGCAAGCUGGAUGAGGUGACAGUUACUGUUGUCCCUUCUAAUCCCCAGGUCAUCAACCCCAACGGUGGCACUAACUACAAGGGCAACAUUGUCUUUGCCGGAGAGGGCCAGGGUGACGACAUCACCUCGGCUCUUUACCUGAUGAACCCCAACCCUCCAUACAACACCACUGUCCUUCUGAACAACUACUUCGGCCGUCAGUUCAGCUCCCUCAACGACGUUGUCAUCCAUCCCCGCAACAAGGAGCUUUACUUCACCGACACUCUCUACGGCUACCUCCAGGACUUCCGCCCUCCUCCUGGUCUCCGCAACCAGGUCUAUCGCUACAACUUUGAGACUGGUGCCGUUGCCGUCGCUGCCGACGACUUUGCUCUGCCCAACGGCCUCACCUUCUCCCCUGAUGGCAAGAAGGCAUACGUCACCGACACCGGUAUCGCCCUCGGUUUCUACGGCCGUAACCUCUCGGCCCCCGCCUCCCUCUACUCCUUCGACGUGAGCAGCGACGGCACCUGGGGCAACCGCAAGACCUUUGCCUACACUGCCAGCUUCAUCCCCGACGGUGUCCACACUGACUCUGCUGGCCGCGUCUACUCUGGCUGCGGUGAUGGUGUCCAUGUCUGGAACCCCUCUGGCAAGCUGAUCGGCAAGAUCUACACGGGCGCUGUUGCUGCCAACUUCCAGUUUGCCGGCAAGGGACGCAUGAUCAUUACUGGUCAGACUAAGCUGUUCUACGUCACCCUUGCUGCUUCUGGCGUGAAGAUUGAGUAA
Molecule: messenger RNA, 1203 nt
Organism: Fusarium falciforme
Lineage: Eukaryota; Fungi; Ascomycota; Sordariomycetes; Hypocreales; Nectriaceae
Product: SGL domain-containing protein
Exons: 5
Coding region: 1-1203 (400 amino acids)
Source: RefSeq, a predicted model, not a curated record